AUAUGGCGAGCUUCCGGCGAGGGCAUCAGUUGAAGCGUCAGUUCUCAUGACCAUAUAUAGACAUCCCCAGAUGUCAUGUGUUCUUUUCCUGUAAAAAAGAAAAUGCGACGAUAGUGCUGACAGGAGCGUGAAGUCCCACCCAUGUCAGAGGAAAAGGUAGAGCUGACCCGAGUGGGCAGUUUGUGCAGUCCAGACCCACAAAUCCAGCUGCUAGAUGCCUGGACAUCCCGGGACUUCUCCACAUUCUGCAACCUCCUGGAGAAGCCAGGUGUGUCAGCUGACCACUGGUAUGAUGACCCCCAUCUUGCCACAUGCCUGUACCUGACCAGCAAGGAGGAGGAUGGGGCUGAGUAUGCUAGAGCUCUUCUUCAAGCUCGUGCUGAACCAAACAACAUGAACGGCAUACGUAUGAAAGCACCCAUCCACGUUGCAGCUGCAGCUGCAAAUGUCGAAGUGCUCAAGGUGCUUCUCUCAGACCCACGAACUGAUGUUAACAUAAAGGACAACUUUGGGAAUACAGCAUUACAUACAAUAGCUAAACAGAAACGUAAAGAUGUGACUAAAGACAUAGAUAAGUACAAAGACUGUAUUCGGCUUCUCCUGAAUCAUAGUAAAAUUGACCCAAAUCUGCCUAAUAAGAGAGAUUAUAGUGCUGUCCAUUUUGCAGCUGAAAAUGAUGCUAAAGAGGUGGUGCAAACAAUUCUGGAAAAUGCUGGAGAUGGUUUAGAUGUUGAUAAUAAGAGAACACUAUCUGAGAGUGCCAGGGACAUUAUAGGUAAGAAAUAUCCAGAAUUUGGUGACUUGUUACCAGAACGUGGAAGAGAUGGGGAUACAAAAACUGUAGAUAGUAACACCCUGUUUCAGUACUUGUAUCGUCGGAAACUUGGUGAAUUCACUGAUGCCGUUGAAAUGCUUCCACACGAACAAUUGGAGGCGAAUGAUGGGAAUUAUACGUUGCUUCAGUAUUGUGCAGAAAAUGGACUGGAAGAGCAAGGUAAGGCAUUGUUGGACAGGAAAGUCAAUCGCAAUGCUACGUGUAAAGCAGAGCCUCGUCCUCCUGCCUUACUUGCUUGUUAUGGUGGACACCCAGCCAUCUUUAAACUCCUCAUAGGCGAACAUCCUGAACUUGUGAACAUCAAAGAUGCUAAUAGUAAAAGGGGAACAGCAUUCCAUGCUGUCUUGGACUCUCCACGGGCAGACACAUCGACUGUCACUAGAGACUACAGAGGAUGUCUUGAUCUACUCCUGAUGCAUUUUGGAGACCUCAAAAUAGAUAUUAAUGCUGUAGACCUGAAAGGAAACACAGCCCUGCACUAUGCUGCUAAGAAUGCAGAUGAUUAUGCUGUCCUCUCUUUACUGAAGCGUGGGGCUUAUAUUGGUAUCAAGAAUGUCUUUGGUGAACUACCAUUAGCCAGUAUACCGCCAAAAACGUUGGAAGCAUUCUUGAAUGACUGCUUAAACACAAAUGAUGAGUUACCCAGAGAAGAUACAUAUGAGGUGUCAUUCUCUUACAAAUUCCUUGUUCCACCAGCAAGAGAGUGUUGCAUGCAAGAGCAACAAAAUUCCCAUAUGGGUAUGGAUCUACCGCUUUUCAACUCCAGAAAGCCACCAGCACGUCGGAAGAUGUCCACAGCAACAACAGAGACUGAACCUCUCUUGUACAUCAGCCAAUCUCGAGACUUGAGAUAUCUUCUCAGGCAUCCAAUUUUUACCAGCUUCUUAGAUCUCAAAUGGCAUCAUAUUCGUAUUUUCUUUUACAUUAACCUCAUUUUCUACAUUCUGUUUGUGGCAUUAUUAACGUUGUACAUUCUACUCAGUUUUGGGAAACCGCACAUCAUUGAUUCAGGCAGAAAUUCAGACAACACCACUGCCAUCAGCAAGGAUGCAACCGAAGAACCAGGAGGUGAAGCUUUGGCAGUUGUCAGAGGUAAUAUGUCUGAUUUAUGGAGGGCUUUUUCAAUAGUCUUCUUGAGCUUGCUUAUAUUGAGGGAAGUGUUCCAGCUAGUUGUAGGCCCAUUAAAAUAUUUGCGUUCUCCUGAGAAUUAUCUGGAAUUCCUGCUACUCAUAAUGAGUGCAUCGAUACUGUUCUGUGAAUGGGUCCAACUUAAUGCCAGGCCACACUUCUCUGCUUUAACCAUCCUGUUAUCGUGGGCUGAAUUGGUGCUCCUUAUAGGGCGCCACCCUCAUCUUUCAACCAACAUUGAGAUGUUCAAGACAGUCUCAUGGAACUUCUUGAAGUUCCUUGCCUGGUAUGCCAUCCUCAUCAUUGCUUUUGCCCUCAGUUUCUAUACUUUGUUCCGUGACUGUGGUACUGUUACAGAAUGUGGUGAAGGAGGAGACUCCAAUGAUAAUUUCUUUCUGGACCCUGGAAUGUCAGUAUUCAAAACAGUAGUUAUGCUGACAGGGGAAUUUGAUGCAACAUCUAUUCCAUUUGUGUCAUUUCCUGGUACCAGUCACAUUGUUUUUGUUCUAUUCGUAUUCCUCAUUGCUAUUGUGCUGUUCAAUCUCUUAAAUGGUUUGGCUGUCAGUGAUACUCAAGCAAUAAGAGACGAUGCUGAAAUAGUGGGUUACAUCGCACGAGUGAAGCUCCUGUCACACAUUGAAACAUUGUUUCAAAGCUCUUCAGUUCCAUUACUUGAGCCUCUUAAAUGUAUGUGCUGUUUCUGGCCGACAGGUAGCAACUGUUUUAAAUCCAUCAACAAGAGAGUAUGUCUCUUUCCAGACAAAGUCCCAGAUAAUAAGAUACGAGUCUUUCCUAAUCGAGGGUUAAGGAUUAUCUUUACUAGCCAUCAGAAGAAGUGUCAGGAAGAGGAAGAGGGAAGCAGAUGUUGUCUAGAUGGAUGCAGAGCCUGUACUCUUGAUUCUGGAAUUUUGGAAAGGGCAAUAGGGAUCAUAAACAAUCGUGGUAAGGUUUCAGAAAUGGAGGAAAUGAAGAUAAAACUUGACCGCAUUGAGGAUAUGCUAAAAAGUAUUUUGAAGCAGACCGAGCAUCUGAAUUCAAACUCUAAAUAUUUAGAGAACAUUUAAAAAUUAUUCUUAUGUAUCAUUAUUUUACAAUUUGACUGCUAUGUGAGUAGCAGAAUCUGCUGCAAUACAUGAGAGUUACUGCAAAUAAAUAAUCAGUUUACAAUAUUUGUAAUUGUGUAAGUGUUACAACACAGUAGAGCAAAUAACAAGAUACAAGAUAUGCCAUUAACUAACGCAUCUUGAUAUUUCAUAUAUGUGUUGGGACAGUAUUUACACAGGAAGUUGUGUUUGUUUAAUAGGUAAUGUAGUCUGCUGUUAAGAGUUCCUGUUUUUAUGUAUUAUGACAAUGCUUUAUGCAUGCCAGAAACAUAUAAUGUUUUUAAUAUUCUGCAAGAUCAUAAUUGAAGAAGUUUAUGUAGCAUGUAUGAAGCUGUAUUACAUAGACAGUUAUGUAUUUAAUUUUUACUGUUGCCAUGUUAAUGUUGUAAUUUAUGUUAUGGAAACAGGCUUUACUAAAUUGCAGAGUUGUGUAUUCAGUUAACUUUAAAUAGAUAGUUAUAAAGCAAUUUUCACAUUUUAAUACAGUGUGGUCGCAUUUUAUGCAACUUUGACAUACGCAAAUUUGAAGUAGUGCGAUAUGAAAAGUAUUAAUAAAUUCUCACUUUGUGCACAAAGUUUGAAAUAAUGUG
Molecule: messenger RNA, 3656 nt
Organism: Cryptotermes secundus
Lineage: Eukaryota; Metazoa; Arthropoda; Insecta; Blattodea; Kalotermitidae
Product: transient receptor potential cation channel protein painless
Exons: 2
Coding region: 142-3027 (961 amino acids)
Biological process (GO): transmembrane transport; monoatomic ion transport
Cellular component (GO): membrane
Molecular function (GO): protein binding; monoatomic ion channel activity
Source: RefSeq, a predicted model, not a curated record